This is a messenger RNA of Micromonas commoda, 1223 nucleotides long. RefSeq lists its product with no specific name. The transcript has 4 exons. Lineage: Eukaryota; Viridiplantae; Chlorophyta; Mamiellophyceae; Mamiellales; Mamiellaceae. The record is from RefSeq and is a predicted model, not a curated record. The coding region runs from base 73 to 441 and encodes 122 amino acids.
CUCGUUCUCCGUUGAACGGUUCGACGAUCCCCAGAACUCUUUCCGAAAGAGUCCAACUCUUAAGUUUCGAAAAUGUCCCUUAUCAUGGGCGUCGGCAGUGGGGUUCUCGCCCUCGCACUUUUGCUGAUCGGCGCAUUCGCUCUUUGUUACCUUGGUCAAGGUGGUCGCCAUUCAAGUCGCGUGACGGCUAUCGUCAGCAUCAUCUUUGUCAUGAUCGCCAUUUUGCUGUUAUCUUCGCCACGUGGCGACACUCGAAGGACCGAUAUUGAAGCAGAAAUCGAGGGAUAUGAUAACAGGGUUACCCAACGCGCGCUCAUGAUGUCUUCGAUGACACUAGCAAUAGUAUCAGCUAUAAGCGCACUAGGGGCUUUUCACAUUCUUCCGCCCGCAUACGCAAAAACUAUCGAUGAGCACUCAGGUAUCGUGAAGAUUAAAAGCUGAGACACUUUGAUAACAGAAUCGGGAUAAAACCGGCGUCCUCAUGAAUCCGGAUUGGUCAAAUGCACCACAAGUUUUCCUUAUUUGCCCGGGUUGCACUUUAGAUUGUGGCGAAACCUUGGAGGAAAGAGUGUGUGGCAAGCGGUUUUCAGCAGUGUCUUGUCUUCUUUGCUGGUUUAAGAGGUUUUUGAAUGCUUAGAUUCCUGCUGCGAUCGACGAGAUUCCCGUGGCGAGUCUUUUUCUUCAUCGCCUUCACCAGCAGGUAGAGAGGAAAGGAUCGGGUCAAUGCAUGGUUCAUUAUCCUGAAAGUCAGCAGCAUGAGCGGCCAAGCUUAUUGUAUUCUCUUGACUCUCCAUCUGCAAACCAGCAUCGGAGCCUGUCAUUGUAUCUUGAUUGUCGUUUCCAGUCUUACCUGUAGUGAUGGCGUGUUCCUCUGCCAUGGAUAAGGCGAAGGCACGCUGCAGAAGCGCUUCUUCGUCCAACGACAAAGGAUCGACGAUUGGGGAAGGAGGUUUGCCCGAUCCUUUAGCUAUUGUAUCUUGUGCGCAGAUGAGGUGUGCUGCAGCGUUCUUCUCCUCACUACUUGCAUCGUCCGUGUCUUUCAUUUGAGCUUCCUGUCUCGCACGCUCCUCCUCUAACGAUACACGCAAUGCUAACAUGAGAGCAGGAUCAUCAGCACCGUCUGCAAUUGCACCAUCCCUCGCAUACCCUCUAACUGCAGCCUGGCUUGAAGCUGCAGCGGCAGCAGCAGCAAAGCUGCUGGCACCAUUUGUGAUGUUAUCAUC